Molecule: messenger RNA, 507 nt
Organism: Coffea arabica (coffee)
Lineage: Eukaryota; Viridiplantae; Streptophyta; Magnoliopsida; Gentianales; Rubiaceae
Source: RefSeq, a predicted model, not a curated record
AUGGUUGAUUAUGUAGUUAUUGCCUUUGGAAACAAAUUUUAUGUUCGUGUUCGCGAUUCUCGAGUUGCAUUUCCUCUUCGGAUUGACGAUUUCCCCAGAAAAGAGCAUACUGGACAAGAUUCAUUCUUCAUAGGUCAUCCAAUUCCAGUAUUAGACAUAGAUGAUGAACUUAUCGCAGGGGAAACCUACUUUGUUCUCCCUCUUGAUUGCUUCACAAAUAAUGUCCUCUCAGCUUCUUCUUUGGCAACCCUAAGAAGAUCUAUCUCAUCUGGUUCGAAACCAGCCGCUGUAAAUUUCAAGGAAUGCCCAUUUGAACAUGUGAAGGGUACAAAUGGAAGGGUUUUGAUCAAGGUCAGGCCAGAAUUCAUAAUUAAGCUUCUAACAAGAGAUCAAGAAACAGGUGAUGAAGAUAGCAGAUCUCUUAGUCCUAGUCAUGGCUUCCUUUGUAGUACACCGGAGUUGAAGAAACACUAUGAUCAAAUGUUAGGGUCUAAAGACAAUGCUUGA